Owenia fusiformis is the source of this 1351-nucleotide messenger RNA. The record is from the annotation of a GenBank genome assembly. NCBI's taxonomy places the organism in Eukaryota, Metazoa, Annelida, Polychaeta, Sabellida, Oweniidae.
GUUUUACCAAAUUAUAAGUUGUUUUUUCAUGGCGUCAUAGAUGUAGUAGGGUACACAUAAGGUCACGGAUUUAAAUAUCGAGGAAUUAAUAGUUUGUACAAGAAUUGUCAUUUACAACUGUAGUGGACUAGCCGUUACGAGGCUACUUGAGAAAAAAGCAUUUUACAUUAGAUAUUCUGCAAAGGUUACAUGAAUAGGAAAGUUGAAUUUAUAUAGCACAUUUACAAAGCACACUCAACGAGGAUUAAACAAUUACAUGAUGAUGAUGUACGGGGUUAUAUUGGCCGCGACAUGCCUUGUCACACACGUGUCGACGCGACGCACGUGUUUCUCUGAAGUUGACUGCGAUGCUACUAAUAAGGAGUACUGUUGUGGGUGUGAUAAAAUGUUCUUAGACGGAUACGAUAACGAGCCCAAAACUCCGUACUUUAUGUUGACUCAGGGAGCGUGUAAGAGCAGAUCAUGUCUCACGAAACCGGACGAAAACGCCCCCAUAGGAACCUGUGCCCGGGAACUUUGGGAGGGUUUUGAAAAGAAACGUACCGGGGAGCCUGUGUGUGGCGUCGACCUCGUGUUUGACAUUAACAUAAGCAGAAGUACCUCCAGAGCUGGCGUUAAUGUUUGGUUUGAAGAGGUCGCCGAUGGUCUUGUGCGUGAAUUUAUGAAACGUCUUGUCAAGCAGCUACGUAUCGGGCGAACCUCCAAGCAAUCACUUGUCGGCGCUAUGGGAUACUACGGUGACACUCGUCGUCACUUUGGAGUACGACAAAACCCGAAUAUAGGUGAUCUGCUAACGGCCAUUGACGGAAUUGAUCUGAGUUAUGUACGAAAGUCAAAACCUUAUAAAUCAUUCAAUGCCAUAAGAGAAAAUUUCUUCGGGGACACCAAGGAUGGAGCACGAAAAAUGAAUAAAAAUGUCGUUAUAGUUUUUGACGACGGUGUAUUCAGUCGCGGUGACCGCCGUGGAAGAGCCUGGGAUAAGUUCAACAAAGCAGUAAAAGCCCUUCAUGAGGUGGCCGAAGUAUUUGUAAUUGGAAUAAGAAAUGGGUAUCAAGUCACUACUGAAGACGCUCUACCGAAUCUGACCCUCAUGGCAAGUGAACCAAAAGAGACACAUCUCAUCACGACAUCUAUCGAGAAGUUUUCUAAUGGACGAUUAGAUGAAUUGGUGUUUGAAACUAUACGAGUUCUUCCUACCGAUUGUCUUAUUAAUCACCCUCCUGAAUAGAAACUAUAUUACCGUUGCCCCACUCGAACACCAACUCCAUGCUUGAUCUAACUUCCCUCUUGAAUAGAAACUAUAUUGCCGUUGCCCCACUCGAACACCAACUUCAUGCUUGAUCUAACUUCC